Cucurbitaria berberidis CBS 394.84 is the source of this 786-nucleotide messenger RNA. RefSeq names its product BAR-domain-containing protein. Gene Ontology annotation, biological process: actin cortical patch localization; plasma membrane tubulation; actin filament organization. Bases 1 to 786 code for a protein of 261 amino acids. The record is from RefSeq and is a predicted model, not a curated record. NCBI's taxonomy places the organism in Eukaryota, Fungi, Ascomycota, Dothideomycetes, Pleosporales, Cucurbitariaceae. Gene Ontology annotation, cellular component: medial cortex; Rvs161p-Rvs167p complex; mating projection tip. The transcript is spliced from 3 exons. Gene Ontology annotation, molecular function: protein binding; lipid binding.
AUGUCGUGGACCGGCUUCAAGAAAGGCGUCAACCGCGCGACGACGCAGGUCCUCAUGAAGACAGGACAGGUCGAGCGCACAAAUGACCGCGACUUUGAGACUGAGCAGCGCCGCUACCGUACCAUGGAAACCGCCGCCAACAAGCUCCAAAAAGAAGCAAAAGGCUACCUCGACUCGCUGCGCGCCAUGACAGCGUCCCAAAUGCGCAUCGCCGAAACGAUUGACGCCUUCUACGGCGACGCCGGCACAAAGGACGGCGUCUCGCGCUCCUACAAGCAAGCCGUCACAGACCUGGACGCCGAAACAAUAAAAGCCCUGGACGGACCUUACCGGACGACAGUCCUCGACCCAAUACAGCGUUUUUGCAGUUACUUCCCUGAUAUCAACUCGUGCAUCACCAAGCGCGAGCACAAGCAGAUGGACUACGACCGCAUGCGCGCACAAGUCAAGAAACUCACAGACAAGCCCGACAAGGACGUCACCAAGCUUCCCCGAGCCGAGAAGGAUGAGCAGCUCGCCAAAGCCGCUUAUGAUCAACUGAACGAGACGCUCACGACGGAACUGCCCCAACUCAUUGAUCUUAGAGUGCCGUAUCUGGACCCGAGUUUCGAGGCGCUGGUCAAGAUCCAAUUGCGUUUUUGCGCAGAAGCCUACUCGCGCAUGGCGCAGGUGCAGCAAUAUCUCGACGCGAAUACGCGGGACCAGUAUGCGCAGGGCGAGCUGGAUGCGCGGGUGGAGGAAGUGCUACAGGAGAUUCGAGAUCUGAGUAUUGCGGGUACUGUUUAA